Messenger RNA from Impatiens glandulifera, 465 nucleotides. RefSeq lists its product as uncharacterized. The transcript has a single exon. The record is from RefSeq and is a predicted model, not a curated record. The coding region runs from base 1 to 465 and encodes 154 amino acids. NCBI's taxonomy places the organism in Eukaryota, Viridiplantae, Streptophyta, Magnoliopsida, Ericales, Balsaminaceae.
AUGGACAUCCCGAAUGCUAAUUGUUUGCUUUGUGAUGAGGAUACAAAGUCUAUUUACCACUUGUUUGGGAGUUGCCCGUUUGUUAAGUCCCUUUGGAGUAAGUUCACGUUGGCUUUGGGAUUUGUUCAAUUACCGGGUUCAUGGGAUGAGAUCAUUGUUGCUGCCCGCAUCAAGGCUAAAGGUAAUAGAUUUCCAGUCAAUGUCUUCAAAUGUGAUUUUGCUGCCAUUGUUUACCAUGUAUGGACUGAGAAAAACGCAAGAGUAUUUGACAGAAUUCGACGAAUCAUUGAUCAAACUUGGAAUGAUAUUGUUUUUGAUUGCGGUGCAUAUAUAAGAACAUGGAGAAGGGUUCCCAAGAGUGAAAGGGCGUGGAACAUUUGUCGGGAUUGGAAAGUUGCUUAUGAAGAAAUCACGUCUUUUGGAAGCUAUAAAGGGAGAUAUAAUUUAUUGUAUUUCGGUUUGUAA